CAAACGAGCGCGCGUUUAUUGUCUUCUUUGCCUCUCUUUUUUUUCGUAGUUAUCAGCUGUGGCUUAAAAAAGAAUUUUAUGAAAUUUUUGAAAAAAUAUUAAAAAUUUGUUUAAAUUAAGAUAAAUGACUUCUUUGAAAGAAAAUUAUAAUUGUAUCAAGUUUAAUUAUGACUCGGAAGCAUCUUCAGGUGCUGGGACCACAUUGGGAGAACAUCCUGAUUUUGAUUCCCUAUAUCUGGUGCAAGCGCCUUCAUAUGAUAAUGAAGUAACUGUAAUAACUUCUUAUUCAAAUUCAAAUACAAUGGCUUCAACAAAAUCCCUGACCAUGCCUUCGUUAAGUGAACUCAAUAAUAAUGUGGAAACUAUUGUACAAAAAGACGUCUUGAAAUCUCAACAACGUGAAUUAAUGUUUGGCAUACCCAUAAAUUCUAGCCAAGAAUCAUCAUUUGAAGGUUUUGGUUCUAGUCCUUUUGAUAAACUACAACGUCUUUUCUAUUCCAAUCAAGCACAAGAGCUGCAACCGCAAGCGGAUAACAAUACAAAGUUGGAGAAUCAUUUAAAACCUCAACAAAUUACACAAAAACCAUCGCCUGGUAAAAUGUUAUUUUCAAAAUUCUACGAUACUAUUAUAGAGGAAAAUAGCUGUAAUGCGGUAGAUAUACAAAUGUCUCGGGAAAUGGAUAAUAAUGGCUUACAAACUAGAAGAGCUAGUAUAGAAAAUCAUAACUCCUAUAAUAGUGAUAUGAAUCCUUCUUCAGAAUUAUCAUUUAAUGGUAAAAUAAAAAGUUUAAAUCCAACACAGGAUACAGCACAGACAUCAACUGCUCAAACUGUAGCCAAUAGACGUUUAUCUAGUUUAAUGGAAACUUCACUCAAUACUUCACAACAAUUUUCGGAAUCUUUUAUAUUAAAAAAAUACAGUAAUGAAAAAUCUCCCGAUCUUUUUGGUGAAGAUGAGGACGACGAUGAUGAUGAUAAUGAUGAAGAAGCAGAAGAAGACGAAGAGCCAGAACAUGACCCUGAUGAAACAGUAGAGUACGAGGAACGAGCACAAAAUCUCAAAACUAUACCCGAACAUGCAACAGUAUUAAAUGAAUCCCAACCUGCUCUUGUUACCUGCAAUUUAGCUGAUAACUCUUUCAAUUGUCCCACCGAAUCUAGUUUUGCCAACGAUGAUCAAACCAUGGAUUGUAGUUUAACACAAGGCAGUUGUUUUGGUAUCAGUGGCAAUUCUUCCGAUUCCUAUACACUAUUCAAAGAUAAUUGUCGCCGGGAACGUGAAAUGUUAAGACGUAUACGUAAAUGUUUGGCUGGUAUUUUGCCACCACCCUCAGUAACAAUACCACAAUUGGAUAUGGUUAAUGCAGUGUUAUCGAAAAAGAAUGAUAUAUUCAAUUUCAUUGAGGAUAUAAAACAAGAGUCGGCAAAACAAUCUACAACAAUUGAUGGUGCUUCCAGCAGCUCCUCAAGGCCGACAAGUUUAUUUAAACCAACACACACUUUAGAGGAGACAAAAAAUAUGCCAUGGCGUGAUAUUUUAAGUGUGAGACAACAUGGUUUGUGCUACAAUUUAAACAAGGCCUCUGAAAACAAUGAAUAUCUAAGUUUGUCAGUUAUGGAGCGUUUUAUUGGAGCCGAAACUGCUUCCUCGUAUCUAAAUUCACCCUCAUCAGCUAAGAAACGUAGCACACGUCUUAAAUUACUAUGUCAAUCGCCGGGUAAUCGUUUAAGUCAUUUAGCCAAAAGACGUGCUAUAUUCUCAUCUGCCAAUUUGGCCACACAAAAAACUAGUACUCUUGUAGGACCACAAAUCUUAUUGGAUAAAAAGAAAGUCAAAAAUCGCCGUAAGGCUACGCCUAAACGUAUGACACCAGGCAGUAAAAAGAAAAACCGUAAAACACCCAGUUCUUCGGCACGCAAACGUUUGUUCCGUAAUGACAUAGUUAAGCCCGGACCAUCACGUGAAACAUCUAAGCGUGCCCUCUUCCAGAGUCCUGCCAAACAUGUACAACAACAAAGAGCUACUGUACCGAAACCACCUGCCAUGAAACCCGAAUUAGCAAAUCGUGUAGAAAAAUCAAAAAGAGCUUUACUCUUUACACCCGAAAAACAACAACAACAGCAGCAACAAAAAUCAACGACAACAACAUCUUAUUUUGCUCCCAGUACAAACGCACAAUUGGAUAUGUUAUUGAAACGUAAACGUAAUCAUUGUGAUGAUGCUGAAGAUGUUGAUACCGCGGAAUUGACUGCACAAAGUAGUAAGCUAUUUAAAGGAAAUGGAUCGACUGGUCUUACACCUAGGGCGCUUAAAAUUAAAAGUCAAAGUUUCUGUAUUGGGGCUGGUUCCUCAACGAAAACAAACAGCAAACAAUUGCCCUGUGCCUCUAGUUCGUUUACAACAACCUCAAAUAUGUCACUGUGUUCCAGCAGUAGCGGUAGCAGUAGUCAGUUGCAAUUGCCACGCACUAGUUCAGUGUCUUCCUUAUUGGGAUCGAAACUACAAAAAGCCUAUUCGGAUAAUUUGGCACCCUCGAAUAGUUUGACAGAAAAUCAAAAGAAAAAACUACUUUGGGCCGUUUCACAAGCCUUGCAGGAGAGAAAAAUCAAUGCUAAACAUGAAAGUUUUAAACAAUAUGCCUCCAUUUUGGCACGAGUAGUGAGAAGAAUAUUUCAGGAAUUCUAUCAGAAAAGCAGUACCAGUAAUAGUGAGACUAUGUUAAGAUUGGCCAAAAAGUAUGUUUAUCCAGUAACCGCUGGUUCCACAGCUGAUGAUAUUUACCUGCAGGCCAAAGCACAAAUCGAAGAUACCAAACGCCAAUCAACUACACGUCUCUCCGGCUAUAUAGGACCCGAAGAAUACCAGCAACUUAAGCAACAAACAUCACAAACUCCACUCACACAAACUCAAAGUCACAAAGGUUCUCUACACAAUAUUUUCAACACUGACAAUUCAUUCGAUUCCUUUGGUUUGAUUAGUCAAACUUCAUCGGGCUUUUGUGGUUCGACUAAUGGCAUGACAAUGUCACAAACAAGUUUUCUUGGUCAAAUAUCACAAGAUAUUAUAACUGCCGAUUCAUCGCAAACAUCUAACUCCUGCAGUGCCUCAAAGACCAUACAAACAUGCCCUUCACUACAAAACAGCUCAUCGAAAAGUAAUCUCUGUGGUGUGGUAUUGCGUGAAAAUGUUGACUGUGAUAUCAGAAGAUCAGCUCAGAAGAAUUUCACCGGCAAAGAUCAACGUAAUAUGAGUCCCUAUACUGGCGGUAGUAAUGGUUCAGCCGUCAAGGCUCAUUCACAAUUGAUUACAGACAGUGCUAAAGCCAGACGUCAAAUAUCUUUUGAUAGCUAAUAUCUCAAGGUCCACAGAGAACAGCAAAACGAAGUCUUGUUUUUUUUUUUUAAUUACAUUUGUUUAAGUUGCUGUAGUUUGUAAUUUAGUUAAUUGUUCUUUUUUUAUAAUAGUUUUUAAAGUUUUCAUUUUUAUUAAGCGCUUAUUUUUCUCCCUCUCUCUCUCUUCAUUUAUUACACAACUUUAAGGUUGUAAAAGUUUUUGUUUAUUUAAACAUUAUUCCAGCUAUUUUUUUAAUUAGGUUUUUAUUUUCAUUUCAUUAAAUUUUGUUUUUAUUUUUUCAUAUUCCUAAACUAAUUCACAAUUUUUUAAGACAAAAAAUAUUUAUAGAAAAUUAAAAAAAAAAAAUUAUACAUAAAAACAAACAAAUUGUGAAUUGUUUAAUUAUAUUUUUAAUUCAUUUUCAUUAUUAUUUUUUUUAAAGAUCUCCUCUUUCUUUACACAAAAGUAAACGCUAAAAAUCUAUAUUAUUGAGUUUUAAACAAAUUUUUGUUGUUUUUUUUUCAAAAUUUCUUAACGACAUUCGUUGUGUGAAAUAGAUUUUUAACAAAAACUAAUUUCGAGUUGUUCAAGUUAACUUUUGUCGUGUUCUCUUUGCUCUCCCUUAUUAAAUUUAUUUCAUAUAAAAUUUGCAAUAUUCUUUAAUGAAAACUAAAUACAUACAUAAGUUUUAAAUG
This is a messenger RNA of Lucilia cuprina (Australian sheep blowfly), 4029 nucleotides long. RefSeq lists its product as uncharacterized. The transcript has 8 exons. The coding region runs from base 125 to 3352 and encodes 1075 amino acids. NCBI's taxonomy places the organism in Eukaryota, Metazoa, Arthropoda, Insecta, Diptera, Calliphoridae. The record is from RefSeq and is a predicted model, not a curated record.